This is a messenger RNA of Oldenlandia corymbosa var. corymbosa, 3521 nucleotides long. The record is from the annotation of a GenBank genome assembly. NCBI's taxonomy places the organism in Eukaryota, Viridiplantae, Streptophyta, Magnoliopsida, Gentianales, Rubiaceae.
CAUAGACUCGAUUAUCUCGUGUUGAUCUCUAAUAACCUAUUAAUUGUAAACGUAUAUUAUGCAAACACUUUAUAAAGUAAAGUAUCAAUAGUUCAAUGUCCUCUUUAUCUUAUGCCAAGUUUCGUUGAUUUUUAAGGUUCAUUGAGGGGUUACCGAAAACCUAUUAAGUCUUAGCUGUCGAAGAUCCAAUUCUUUCUUUCUCUCCUAUUCAUCCUAUGCAGCUCCCCACUUACGAAAAAAAAAACAAAUAAACUUUCAAUCUCUUUAAUUCUUCCAGCUCCCCAAUUUCUUCAUUUGAGUUCUACGAAUAACAGCGUAUACUUGUAUUUAUAAUGAAUUUCUUUUGGGUUCCUCCAGUCCAAAUUCACAGUCCAAACUCCCAGUCUUCUCCAGUUCUUGUGAAGGGAAAAUUUUCUGUGGGCUCUUCUGAAUAUAGGCUUUUGAGGUAAAUAUAUUCAACUCAUAAAACAAAGCCAAACAAUUUGUCCUCUUUUUUUUUUUUUUUGGGUUUUUCAUUUCUGUAUUAAAGAUGUGAACUUUAAUUCAUUUGGGUUUAAUGAUGACUCUCUUUUUUUUUUCCUUCUUUUUUUGCGGUAUUUGCUGUUGCUUAAGAUUCUAGGGGAGAAAAAGAGAACCCAAAAGAUAUCAUUAUUGUAUCUGUAUGUUGUAAAAGUAGGAAGACAAUUUGAUGUUAACGGAAGGAUGGUUGAACAAUUUGAUGUUAACGGAAGGAUGGCUGAAUUUGAGAAUGGGUCAUCUUUGAGUGAGGUGAAGAAUUUAGAAGAUUCCCUUGGGAGAAAAGGGUCUGUGUUUGAUCAUGAUUUAAGUUUAGUAGAAUGUGGUUUUGAUGAAUGCAAGAGUAGGCUCAGGAGCUUGUUUAAGGAGGUUCUUGUCAAAUUUCUCAGGGGAAGAAGAUGCAUAAAGCCUUUACCUGCUUUUUCUUCUGAUGGGGUGCCUGUUGAUUUUUUUAAGCUCUUCUGGGUAGUCAGGAAAUUAGGUGGUUAUGAUUCCACAUCGAGAAAAAAUUUGUGGGACUUUGUAGCUGGGGAGUGUGGGCUCGCGUUAGGGGCUGUGGCAUCAGUAAAGUUGAUUUACUACAAGUAUCUAUAUGACUUGGAUAACUGGUUGUGGCAGGAAUUAAGGAAUGGUAAUUUUUUGGAUGAAGGAGAUAGAAUUGUCAAAGAUUUGGAGGAUUUGGUACAACAUUUAAUGAAAGAGUUUGUGGAUUUUGGCAAUGAAAGGCCGAAUAAAGAAAAAGUAGGAGUCAAGGCCGUGUCGGAAUUUGUUAAAUGUGAAAAUGGAACUCAUUCUAGAAAGAGAUCAGCGCCUUGUUCACCCAACCUGGAAAUACGAUAUGACAACGGUGAUGAAGAAGACCACAUAGGCAGUGAUGAUAACUUGGUACUAUCAGCCAAGAAAAUCAAUAAAAAAGCUAAUAAUGGAUUUCAUGGGUUUUCUGAAGGGAAAACUAGUGACGAUGACUGCAAAGACUGUUCCCAAAAUGGGAAUGAUGUCACUCAAUCAACCAAGAAAAUCAUUGAUGAAGCAAUUGACAGUAAUGCACAUGAGACUGCAUGUGACCUUGCUGAAUUCGAUGAAGAGGAGUUCUUUCCACAACUUGGUGAUACCAUACUAUCUUCCAACAGCACUGUUGACAAAUUAACUGAUUCUAACAAGAGGAAGCGAGAAUCUUCUUCUUUGACUGGAAUGCUUAGUUGGAUAAAAAAUGUGGCUAAACACACUGAUGAUAUUGCAAUUGGGAGAAUUCCUGAUUACUCAAAGUGGAAAGAUCAUGGGAAUGAGGAGUGGUGGUUUCAGGCUUUGCUGGCCCGAGAAGCACUGUUGACAAGGAGGCAUGUUAGUUCGCCAGUAGUGUCAUCUCUCACGCAGAAAAAGGUGAAGAUGCAUCCUUCCAUGUACGAAGGUGUCUUUAGUCAGCAAUCUGUUGAAAAGCCACGAUUCAGUCAAAGGGUGCCUCUGAUUAAGUCUCCCUCAUGUUCCUGUUGCAAUACAACACCUCAAAGUACAGUUGUCAUUCAUCAAAAGGCGGAUGGAGGAUCCACACCUAAGGAUUUACCUCUCUUGAGUGUUGAGGUAAACUCGGAAGACAAAGUUAGCAAUGGCAUCCUGGAUGAACCGCCUGAAAAGGAGGUGUCUGUUGGGCCUCUCUUUCAAGCUGAAGUUCCAGAAUGGACUGGUGAUGUUUACGAAAGUGAUGCUAAGUGGCUGGGGAUUCGAGUGUGGCCUCCUGAAGAUGCAAAAGAUGAAACUGUCAUUAAGUUUGAUCCCAUUGAAAAGGGAAGAACAAAUGAUUGCGAAUGUUCAUUUCCAGGUCAUUCAGAAUGUGUUCGUUUUCACAUUGCAGAAAAGAGGCUAAAACUGAAGCGUGAACUUGGAUCAGCAUUUUACAAGUGGAGGUUUGACCGAAUGGGGGAGGAAGUAUCCCUUUCUUGGACAAUGGAAGAGGAAACAAGAUUCAAGGACAUGAUAAAGUUCAGCAGUCAGAGCUCGAACAGAUUUUGGAUCAAUGCCUUGAGACUUUUCCCUUCAAAAACGAGGGAAAAGUUGGUCAGCUACUAUUACAAUGCUUUUGUUAUUCGGCGCAGAAGUUACCAAAAUCGGGUGACUCCAGAAGAGGUCGACAGUGAUGAUGACGAAAAGGAAUUAGGUUUGGUAGGGGUUAAUUUUGGCUACAAUGCUAUAUACGUUCCAGAGUUGAGAUUGCCUGUCUGUUCCGAAAACAGGCAGUGUCCAGAUUUAGAGUAAUUAACUGGACAUUUUGCCCAUUGCUAGGCAGUUUGUCAUGCAAAAUUUCUGUAGAAUUCGGUGCGGCAAAAUUUUGACCUACAAAACGCACAAUACAAGUUAAGAAAGUUAGAAUAUAUAGCGGGGAUCAUCAGAGAAGUGGUCCAGAAUGCUCAAGCUUGUCCUGAGCCUAGUUUGGAGAGGAUAUAUUCUGUACAGUGAUGUUCAGAAUGGAAGUUCCAUCAGGUACCACCUGUGAAUAUGAACCCAGGAAGGAACAUGUUUCUUUUGUUUUAAUAGUCAGUGUAUAGACUCCUGGAGAGCUAACUUUUUCUUUCUUUUAGUUUCUUCCUGACAUGGAAAAUAACUUCUUUAAUGCCUCAGCAUAUUCCCGAGGGAACAUCUUUGAAUAGCUUUAGUCCCUUUAAUUAGGCAUCUGAUAGAUGUAUACUUGCGGAACAGUUUUUAUCGCUGUUGCGGCGAGCCGGAAAAGAGCCUUUAGGAGAGUCUAGUCCGGCCGAGCUUCCGCACAGAUGAUUUUCUCUGGAGAGUCAGUCCACUGCUGAUGACCAAUUUCUACUCUCAUGGCUAGGAAACAAAUAAACACACUAAUCAAAGGACCCAUUAUUCCAUGAGGUUUAAAAGAAAAAUGUCACAUUAUGAGGUAAUGGUGGCGACAUUUAUUUUAAUAAUUUCUUGCGCAAUUUUUCACUUGAAAUUCAAGAAAUGUGCCUGAUGGCUGAUGGCAUAUUUGUCACGGGAUAAAUGUCUCCAAA